AUGAGAAGUACACCACAAGUACCAUCAUACAAAUCGUAUUACAAGGGCCCAGUUGUAAUUAGAAAGCCAGGCCAAGAUGAUGCUUUCCAAAAGUUUAUAGCUGUGUUCAAAAAGAAGUUAAACAGGAAAUUAUAUCCCGAAGAUACAAAUGACUACAAUGACCUUAUAGCACGCUUUUUCAUUUCCCAACCAUUGUAUACACAAAAGUUAUUGAUUGAUCAAUUGAAUCAAAAUUUGAAAAAGCGUCCAGCUUAUGAAAAUUUGGAAACAUCUUCACUAAUAGCUGAGUUUGAUGACAGUGCGUUUAUGGAUGAUAUUAUGGAAAUGUGCCCUAAAAUACAAAUUGCUAUGGAAGAGCCCAGAGAUUGUACUCCAGUUUAUAAAUGGUUAGAUUUGGUAGUAGAACCAAACCGUGAUCAAAUAUGGUUGAGUAUAGAAAAUAUCAACAGAGCACAAAUUGAUCUUAUACUUUUUGCUAGAGUUAUAAACCCUUUGUUGCAUUUACUAGUAAAGAUUUACGGAGAGGUUUUUUUUAUUAGUCUUCAACAACCCAUUCAAAUAAUCGAUAGUGUAUCUAGAGGGUUUUCACGCCCCAAUUCAUUAAUUGAAAUAGAUGACCUAAGAUGUUGUAUACCAUUCAAGUCAAUAUUAAAGUUACCAGAUGCUGAUAAGAUUAACGAAGCUAACUUGUUGGAACUUAAUGGAGUGGGUGAAGCACUUGAAUAUAUGGUAAAUUGUAAGAGCAGGAUAGGCAUUCUAUCGAACUUCAAAACCACAGUGUUAUUAGGUUUCAUUCCAGGAAGUAAAAAGCUACAUUAUAAAGCUAUAUCUCAUAAAGCUGAAAAUUUAACUGUUUUAGGUGCUCUACUUACUAUUUGGGCCAGAGCUUUUGAAAAUAAGAACAAAUAUGGAAAAGUCAUGGUUGGAGAUCUAAACAAAUGUCAAGUUAACAUCAUUUCUAAAUUAAUUGGAAAGCAUAAAGUUGAAGUAGCUAAGGAGUUUAAAAAUAAUAUUCAAGAAUCUAAAGGAAAUAUGAUGAGUAAUUCAAGAAAUGCAAAAACUGUGACAUUUUCAUUCAAACAGAAGAAGAGAUUUGACAAGGUUUUCAAAUGGUUUGAUAAUUUGAACUUUAAUAAAUUUGACCAACACUUUCAAACAUUUGCUAUGAAUCCAAUUGAUUAUAAUAGAUUUUUUGGUAAUCAGUUUCCUAAGUUGAAUAAAGAUGAAGCUCAGGCUUAUAUUGUUGAAAUUAAUGCCUUAAACCUAGCAAAAUACGAUAGAUUGGUUGUUGAGAAGCUAUAUGAUUUCCAAUUCAUAGAAGAUGAGAUUUACAAAGAAUAUAAUGCUAUCAUUCAAGAAUAUGAAAAGAUUAAAGCUUUGACUAAAAGAAGGCCCCAAAAGAUCUAUCAACGAACUAAUAUAUCAAAUGGAUACUUGGAAAUAAAAGUCAAGGAAGAGUUUGCAAUAUGUGGUCCAUUCAUAGCACAUCUCAGAAAGCCUUUGUCAAAUUUCAACCACGAUAAGUACAAAGCUGAACUUAGAAAACAGCUCAAACUUCUUCACAAGAACAAAAUGUCUAUUAAGAAUAGAGCUUCAUUUAGCUAUGAGCACAAUCCAACAAAAUUGAACCCUGCUGAUGUGACUAUUAAUUCUGAGGGUAAUUACUGUUUUAAAUUUCCAAAUGGACUUAAAUUUACACCAGAACAGGAUAUUGAAGAGUUGGAAGAUCUGUUGAAAAACAAUCCAGUACCAUAUUGA
Messenger RNA from Hansenula ciferrii, 1758 nucleotides. RefSeq lists its product as uncharacterized. The coding region runs from base 1 to 1758 and encodes 585 amino acids. The transcript has a single exon. Lineage: Eukaryota; Fungi; Ascomycota; Saccharomycetes; Phaffomycetales; Wickerhamomycetaceae. The record is from RefSeq and is a predicted model, not a curated record.